ACAUCUGGAUAGCUGGUGUGGAAUUAUGCCAAAAAGAAGUUGUUUAGCAAUUGAUUUAUAUCAUAUCACAAUACAUCAUCUUAAGUGUUCUUAUUAUACCCUGUGACUCCAACCUCCUGCUCUGAAUCUGACAUUUGUCAUAUAACUGUCUCAGAGCCUCAGAUGUUUUUAUCACAGGGAUGACGUCCCACAGCCUUGACAUAUGUGCAUUUAUAACAAGGUCCUGGUUUCUUGUUUGUUAUAGUGAGUGUUGCUACUGGCUUUGCAGCAGUGUCAGUCAGUUUUUCAGAUAUGUGAAUUUCUUCCUCCAGUAAAGAGCAUUAUUGCUGUAAAUAGCAGUUUUUACUGGGUCCUAAACACCUGCCAUGAACUCACUUUACUAUAAAUGUCUCAAUCAUCUACUUUGUUAGGAGUGUUAUCAUGCUGAGAUCUGACAGAGUCAGCACAUAUACACUGUUACACAGUAGCUAUCUAACUUCAGCGUUUCCAACUGCAGCCACCUAGUGAAUAGAGAAACAGGACUAAAACAAGGCUGACCAAAAUAUUAUUUUACUGUAAUGUGGGAUCAUAAAAAGUCUGACAAUUGAUCAUCUUUUCCUUUCACCAUGGUAAUGACUUUAUCACUUCUUUGGUAGUUCAGAUGUUACAUUUCAUGUCCUCUGGAGGUGAUAGAGAUGCCCUUUCUUAUUAAUGUGGUUCAAAGCCACAUCUUUUGCAUAUGCAAGCUACACAAACACUUCCUUCACUCUCUAAGUCAAGGAAGUGUUUAAAGACUGAACUUGUCAGUGAUGUGCACCACUGUUCCUCAGUAGCUCAGCUGGACUGUGAACUCACCAUGUUUUUCCACUGUGAACUGGUCGUACUGAUACUUGCACUGACUCUCAAUGGUCAAGUUCAUACAGGGGAAAUCUAUGGAGGCCAUGAGGCUAAGCCACAUAGCAGGCCAUACAUGGUGCUGUUGGAGCGGCACAUGCAGAAUGGUCAAACAUAUUACUGUGGUGGCUUCCUUCUGAACAAGGAUUUUGUGAUGACUGCAGCCCACUGCCAAGCCAAGUCCUACACAGCCUUACUAGGAGUUCACAAUGCCCAUAACUGUGCAGGGGUACAGCGUAUACCUGUGAAAUCUGCAUUUCCACAUAAAGACUACAAUGAAACUGAAUACACAAAUGACAUAAUGCUUCUUAAGUUGAGCUCUAAGGCACAUUUUAACAACAAUGUGAGAUCCAUUGCUCUCGCAGACCGAGAUGACGGCUCUCUGCCAAAAUCAUGUUCAGUCUCCGGCUGGGGAAGAAAUGACAGAAACUCAAAACAUAUGUCUCUGACGCUCAUGGAAGUCAAUGUAACACUCACUGAAAAUGAGUCGUGUUGUGAGAAAAAGACGUACUGCUCUGAGGGAGAGGCUGGACCGGGUGAGGGAGACUCUGGUGGUCCGUUGGUCUGUGAAGAUGGAAAGGUGUAUGGGGUGGUGUCUGCCUCACGCGAAACAAACCCAGAUGGCCCGUAUGUCUACUCCUACACUAAGAUACCUGAGAAUGCAGACUGGAUUAACUGGAUUACUGGAAAUAAUGGAAACUUCUGAAGCAUCAGAUCACAACAUCUGAAUUUCAGGUUAUUGUGUAAUAUUGCUAGUAUCUCCGCUGAUUCCAUAAUCACAGAGACCGCCAAAUUAAAUCCUGGACUUUCUGGCUUAACACAAAUGUAAUCAAAAUAUGCUUUGCUUUGAUGAUAUCAAUUUCAUUUUAUUGACAGUUGAAUCAAGAGACUGAGAAUAGUGUAUGCUGCUGUAAUAUCUAUUCUUUUCAUACACAAUAUACCCUUUGCUCUCAAAUACAUUAUACAUACAUACACACACACACACCUUUGUUCAUUUUCUCUCAACUUUUCAACUUUGUUUUGCACCAUCUUUUGAAACAAUAAACUUGCUCUCUCUCAGUGUUCUCUCAGUACCUCUGUACUUGUACAAGCACAUUUUGGUUUUAAUGUUGAGAUUGUUUAAGUAUUAAAAAAGGUCUCUUUGCUUUAUUACCACUCCACAUUUAGCUGGAGCAUCCUUAAACCCAACAAAUCUAAGAGUAAUGAAACAAAUAACAGAUAAUUAUGUACUGUCAGCAUACUUGUGCUGAGCAAAAUGUAAAGACAGCGUAAUCCUGCUGCUGUGUUACAAUGA
Messenger RNA from Lates calcarifer (barramundi perch), 2167 nucleotides. RefSeq names its product granzyme G-like. Gene Ontology annotation, molecular function: serine-type endopeptidase activity. The record is from RefSeq and is a predicted model, not a curated record. The transcript has 5 exons. Gene Ontology annotation, biological process: proteolysis. NCBI's taxonomy places the organism in Eukaryota, Metazoa, Chordata, Actinopteri, Centropomidae. The coding region runs from base 719 to 1579 and encodes 286 amino acids.